GAAUAUGGUCUUGAUGAUAAAAAAGCUCGUGUAAUUUGUAUGGAUUAUCGUGACAUUCCAAGGCGCCCAAAAUAUGAUAAAAUUACUUGCCUUGAAAUGGCUGAACACGUUGGUGUUAGGCUUUUUUCUUCAUUUCUAUCUCAAGUAAGAGAUAUGCUUGAAGAUGAUGGUUUGUUCUUUUUACAAAUAGCAGGUCUUCGUCGCACAUGGCAAUAUGAAGAUUUAAUAUGGGGUUUAUUUAUGGCAAAAUACAUCUUUCCUGGCGCAGAUGCCUCUUGUCCAUUGAAUUGGGUCAUUAAUCAAUUGGAGUGCGCUGGAUUUGAAAUUCAAACUGUUGAUACCAUUGGUGUACAUUAUUCUGGCACCAUAUUUCGUUGGUAUCAAAACUGGCUAAAGAAUAAAGAUACUAUUAUUGAUAAAUAUGGAAAAAGAAUCUGGGAAAUCUUUUUAGCAUGGUCUACUAUAAUUUCUCGACAAGGUAGUGCCACAUGUUAUCAGAUUACUGCUCAUAAAAAUUCCAAUGCAUUUGAUCGUGCUGGAUUGAUUUCUGGAAGACUUAGGGCUCAGGACCAAUGA
Messenger RNA from Racocetra persica, 576 nucleotides. NCBI's taxonomy places the organism in Eukaryota, Fungi, Glomeromycota, Glomeromycetes, Diversisporales, Gigasporaceae. The record is from the annotation of a GenBank genome assembly.